Molecule: messenger RNA, 3667 nt
Organism: Daldinia caldariorum
Lineage: Eukaryota; Fungi; Ascomycota; Sordariomycetes; Xylariales; Hypoxylaceae
Product: eukaryotic translation initiation factor 2C 2
Exons: 4
Coding region: 188-3334 (1048 amino acids)
Molecular function (GO): RNA binding; protein binding
Source: RefSeq, a predicted model, not a curated record
CCUGCCUGCCUGCCUGCCUGCCUGCCUAAUAACCCCUAAUAAAACCUAAUCUUAAUAAUACCCAGCUCCCAAAGCCUUUUUUUGCUCUUUCCAACUUUCCAACUUUUCCUUUCCCUUUUCUUUUCCCUUCUCCAUCAAUUCCAUCCCGCCACUUUUUUGUCCCGUCCAAACCUUACUAUCGCUUAUUAUGUCUGGUCGUGGUAGAGGUGAUAGAGGCGGAGGCGGUGGUAGAGGUGAUAGAGGUGGUGGCGGUGGUAGAGGUGAUAGGGGUGGAGGUGGCGGUAGAGGUAGGGGUCGAGGCGGCUCAUACCAAGGAGGCCGCGGCGAUGGAGGUGGAGGCGGAGGCGGAGGCCGCGGUGGGUUCCGUGGAGGCUCAUUUUCAGGCGGUUACGGCGGUGGUGGUGGUGGCGGCGGUUCGGGGGGCUCGGGUCUCCCCGCAUACCCUGGGUUAAAUGGAAUCCCGGUGCCGGACCCUAACGUUACGAGAACUGAGGAUGCCCUUCAAGCCAGCAAAACAUCUGUUGACUUGUCCAGCCUUAGCCUUGCUGACAAUUUCCCUACUCGGCCGAGCUAUGGAACCAAAGGACUUCCUGUCGUACUAUGGGCUAAUUACUUCACACUCACAGUCUCGCCCAAGCUAGUGCUUCACCGUUAUGACAUAUCAGAAGUGGACCCUGCUGUCACGGGCAGGAAGAGAACUCAAACAAUUCGCCUGCUUCUGGAAACCCCCCAGUUAUCACCAUUCAAGAAUGACAUUGUAACGGACUUCAAGUCGACUCUCAUCUGUCGGCAGAACAUCAAAGACCAGGACAUUGUGGUUACCUAUCGAGGGGAAGGUGAAGAUGAUCCUCCCGAAAAUCCUAAGCUUUACACUGUCAAGAUGCGGUUUACAAAUACGCUAUCCAUUUCGGCGUUGAAUGAUUUCCUCAACUCUACCAACUUCUCCGACAAUUAUACCGAGAAGUUGCCGACCAUACAAGGAAUCAAUAUAUUCCUCAAUCAUUACGCCAAAUCGGCUGGGAACCUGGCCACAAUAGGUUCAUCUAAGACAUUUUCCCUGAGCGAUAAGUCUGAUACAUAUGAUCUUGGUAGUUGUCUGGUGGCUAUGCGUGGUUUCUUCGCUAGCGUUCGUGCAGCGACGGCUCGCAUCCUCGUCAAUGUAAAUGUGAGCCACGGAGCAUUCUAUCCCGAGGGCCCGCUUGAUCAGCUUAUCAUGAAGUUUGGAUCCGGAAGAGGCUUGUACAAGUUGGAGCAAUUUCUGAAGUCGCUAAGGGUCAAGACAACCCAUCUUAAGGAAAGGAAAAACAAGUCUGGUAAGGUUAUUGAACGAACCAAGACUAUUUGGGGCUUAGCCAACAAGAAUGACGGUUACAACAGCCCUCACCCCCCUAUAGUGAGGGCGUAUGGGGCUGGGGCAAAAGAUGUCCAAUUUUGGCUGGAUGAAAAGCCCUCGUCGAAGUUGCCGUCUGACGCCUCGCCUGCGGGAAAGAAGAAAGGUGGAAAGGGACCGAAACCACAGGGUAAGCCUGCUGCGACUGGGGGAAAGUACAUCUCUGUUUAUGAUCAUUUCCUCACGGCCCAUGGGAUCCGCGUGGACAAUCCGAAUCUACCAGUUGUCAACGUCGGGAAUAGGGAGAAUCCGUCGUAUUUACCUGCCCAAGUCUGCUAUGUCAUACAAGGCCAACCAGCUAAGACUAAACUCGAUCCGAGCGAGACCCAGAACAUGAUUCGGUUCGCCGUUCGUAAGCCCGUGGAUAACGCCUUGUCUAUAGUCAAAAAAGGUCGACAGACGGCGGGGCUAUCCCCUGACACGAAUCCUUUAUUGGAAAAAUACGGCAUUUCCGUCUCCUCCGACUUGAUAGCCGUCAACAGCCGUGUUCUUCAGGGACCGAAAGUUGUUUACAGGCAAAACCAGCCAGCACAAAUGAUGGCUGGUAGUUGGAAUAUGGUGCCGCGCAACGCCGCGAGCCUCAAAUUCCAUACUGGCACGGUACUGGAAAAAUGGUCUUGUUUAUAUGUUGAAAUGCCUGGAUACCCAAGAGCCCAGACAUUUACCUCCGACAGUCUCAAGCAGCUUGCCGCCAAGCUUCAUCUGACCCUGAUGGACACGGGCAUCAUGGCCAAGCCGCCCCUCCCACCACAAAAGCUUUUUCUAAAGGACACUGAUGACGACGCCCUCGAUAACUUCAUGAAAAUGGCAUCAGCAUCCUUAAAUCUCCUCUUCAUUAUUCUGCCAUCAACCCCUAUUCCUUUGUACUACCGUAUCAAACAGCUUGGGGACCUUAAAUAUGGUCUCCACACCAUUUGUAGCGUGGGCUCCAAAAUCUCCAAGACUUCGGGGCAAGAUCAAUACCUUCGCAAUGAGGCCCUAAAGGUCAAUCUGAAAUUAGGCGGCGACAACCAGGUAAUAAACCCGAUUAAUCUAGGUCUAAUUGCCGAAAACAAGACUAUGGUAGUCGGGAUAGAUGUAACACACCCGUCUCCCGGUUCAAGCAAGACAGCACCAAGCGUCGCUGGUAUGGUAGCAAGCAUCGACAACAAGCUCGGACAAUGGCCUAGUACGCUACAUAUCCAGAAGGGUCGGGAGGAGAUGGUAAAAGGCCUAAAAGAUAUGCUCAAGUCACGCCUCCGUUUAUGGCGCGAGAAAGGAAAACAUACAGGCUUUCCAGAGAAUAUCCUAGUAUAUCGUGACGGUGUAUCUGAAGGCCAGUAUCAGAAGGUCCUCGAUGAAGAGCUACCGCUACUACGUGCGGCAUGUGCAGAGACGUAUCCGCCACCGGACCAGAAAAAGGGCCUCCCGCGUAUGACUAUUGUCAUCGUUGGGAAGCGUCACCACACGCGCUUUUACCCAGUCAAAGAAGGUGACGCGGACCGCUCGGGAAAUACAAAGCCGGGGACUGUCGUAGACCGUGGCGUCACCGAAGCCCGCAGUUGGGAUUUCUUUUUACAAGCGCACGCAGCACUUCAGGGAACAGCGCGGCCCGGGCAUUACUUCGUCAUACUUGACGAGAUUUUCCGUCAACGAUAUGGUGUCGCGGGUGGUAAAUCCAAAGCACCAGGCCCUGCAAAGAACGUUUCAGACGAGCUACAAGAGUUGACACAGAGCAUGUGUUACGUAUUUGGCCGUGCUACGAAGGCUGUGAGUUAUUGCACGCCUGCGUACUAUGCCGACAUCUUGUGCGAACGCGCUCGGACUUAUCUUCAUGAUGUGUUCGAUAGCCCGGCCAACUCAGCAGCGCCGACGGUAACUAGUGGAACUGGUGUAGGUGCCGGACCUUCGCAGCAGGACGUUAAAGUUCAUCCAAGGUUGGAAAAUAGUAUGUUUUACUUAUGAUUCUAGACUAGAUGGUAUAGGCCUUUUUGCUACCUCGAAGUACCAUGACGGUACAGGGAAUUGUAAUUAAAGGAGGUACUUAAGAAGUAAAUUGAACACCUAUGUUAAAAUGUACUUCUAACUUAUAAGAGAGUAUUGAGUUGGUUUAACUACCUACCUUACCUACCUACCUAGGUAGGUGGGUAAUCUCGUAAAACAUUGAAUUAUUCGUUAUGGAGGCACCAAUCUGUAAAUGCGGCAUGGUUAAUAAAUUUUAGCGGUCUUAUCUCAUAUUUAUUACCUAUUUAAAGCCGAGUCUGGCUCUGGCACUGCAUUAGAAGCUUUUUGUAAGUG